Rhodofomes roseus is the source of this 747-nucleotide messenger RNA. RefSeq lists its product as uncharacterized. NCBI's taxonomy places the organism in Eukaryota, Fungi, Basidiomycota, Agaricomycetes, Polyporales, Fomitopsidaceae. Bases 1 to 747 code for a protein of 248 amino acids. The transcript is spliced from 2 exons. The record is from RefSeq and is a predicted model, not a curated record.
AUGCGGAAUAAAUUCGAGCUCAACAAAACCCAUGGCAAAGCCACGGGCAAGCCCAAGCUGCAUGAUCCCAACUUCCAGAAUGUGUCCAUGAUUCUAUCAUAUAACUCACACAGAGACCGCAUCAAUGAGCUUGGUGUGACACGAUUUGCCAAGGAUACAGGACAGACACUGGAGACAUUCUAUUCACUUGAUCACUAUGGCAGUCCAGACGAGGGUACUAGGCACAAUAAAUCCAAGAAGAAUGCAGAGGUGAAGCACAAGGUUGACAAGAUUCAUCCUCAUCUGCAAGAACAGCUCUGGAUGCUGCCACACAAGGACACUAAUAACCAUCCAGGAAAGUUGUCACUGUGCAUAGGACUACCUGUCAUGAUCAAGGCAAAUGAAGCCACAGAAUGCAAUGUAACAAAUGGUGCAGAAGCCAUUGUUGUUGGCUGGGCAUCUAAGCCACUAACUGGUGAUAAGAGAAUGCUUGAGGUUGUAUUUGUAAAGCUCACAGCUGCGCCAACACCUGUGAAGUUGGAUGGCCUUCCAGAAAAUGCAGUGCCCAUUGCUGCACAGUCUAUGAAGAUACCUUGUCUGAUGCCCAAUGGCCACGCAUUAACAAUCCAUAGGACACAGGUAGCAUUGAUACCCAAUUUUGCCAUGACAGAUUUCAGCUCUCAGGGACGCACACGGCCCUAUAAUGUGGUUGAUUUGCAGAACUUCAAGAACCACCAGUCAGUGUACAACUGCCUUUCCCAUGUAUAG